Molecule: messenger RNA, 3370 nt
Organism: Ooceraea biroi (clonal raider ant)
Lineage: Eukaryota; Metazoa; Arthropoda; Insecta; Hymenoptera; Formicidae
Biological process (GO): sensory perception of smell; detection of chemical stimulus involved in sensory perception of smell
Cellular component (GO): plasma membrane
Molecular function (GO): odorant binding; olfactory receptor activity
Source: RefSeq, a predicted model, not a curated record
GAUCAGAUAUUACAGAUAUUAUAACAAUAAUUAAAAGUAGAUGAGAGGAACAUAUACACAUAUACACAAAGCGAAAAUGUAAAUACCAAUAAAAUAUCCCAAUAAGAGAAUGUAUGCUAUCAAUCUGAUAUGAUAUCUGAAAAAUUCUAUAUUUAGGAAUUAGAAUUUUCUUUUCUUAUCUUGUUUGUGCUUGACGAAAGAAACGAUGGACAUAAAAUUUGUAUUCAAUAGAAUAUGUCACAGAUUGUGAUAUAUCUUGACACCAUGAUGUCAGGUCGUAUACAAUAUAUUUUUAAAAAAUGUACAUAUUGAACGUACGAGCCACCAACAUUUUAUAAGUAUAAAGCACGUCAAUGAUUUGUUAACGUACAUUCGAAAGCACAUAUCUAAUAAAAUUGUAGAUCGUAUCAUAAAAAGUAAUAAAUAUAGUCUGUAGAUAAAGAAAAGAAGCUUUUAUGAAGCUACAUAGAUCAAAAUAUUAUGAAAUGAACACUUAAUCUUUUAUUGAGAACAAUUAUUAAGAAUGUUUUAUUAAGAACCUUUUUUCUUCUGUCAUGUAUUGCCAUGAAAAUACUGACGUAUUAUGCAAUUUUCUUAUAGGACAUCUUGAAAUAAUGUUGUGUUUCAAUUUAUCAAAGUAUUAUUUCGUGAGGAUAUUUCCGUAAAACGUAUGGAUAUGUAUGUAGAUAAUGAUACUAACAGUUAUGAUAAUAACAGAUAUAUGUAUCUAUAUACAAAGGGGAAUACGACAAUAUUGCUAUUGAGAAGUACCAUUAUUGAUGUAUGUACACGUAUAUGCCACGAGGGGCUAUAGACAUUCUGUAUUUCGCAUUUGAUUUAAUGCCUGAGGUGAGGCAUGACGAGCGGUUAAUUAAAUUAAAUUUAUAAAAUUGAAAUAACUGGUAAAAGUAUAAUAAACGGAAUCAUAUUUUUGAAAACUAUAGAGAACUAAAUGCAGAUGCAUAUAGUUCGUACAAGCGGGUCAGAAAUUUUUGUAAAAUUACAUUAGAGAAGCUCGAUAAUUAGAGAAGCUAAUGCGCGUACUGAGAUUCACACUUUUAAUCUGUGCAUUCGCUGGAUGUUGGCAGCCGUCUUCAUGGACAUCGUUACUUAAACACAUCAUUUAUAAAACUUAUGCAAUGUUUCUCGGUUCUGCACUAUGUAUUUUUUCGAUAUCGCAAUUUAUGAACAUUAUGCUGAACGUUGAAAACUCUGACGAAUUCAUUGAUUCGUUAUACAUGAUGCUGACCGUAUUCGUCGCAAGCUACAAACAGGUUUACAUGUGGAGAGAUCGCAAAAAUAUCAUGAUGAUCAUCAACGUAUUCACAUUCAAACUUUUUGCACCUUGUGAAUCAUACGAAGUAACGAUUCAACGGAAGUUUGAAAAGAUUACAAAAAACAAUACGUUGCGAUACUUACUUCUCAUCGUGAUAGCAAUCGCAUCGAUGAUUAUGAUGUCUGUAUUGACAGAACUCACAAAACGAAAUUUGACGUACAAGGCAUGGAUACCAUUUAACUAUUCAUCUCCUGCCGUGUACUUUCUUGUGUACAUUCAUCAAUUAAUAGGCAUGGCGACUUCCGGUAUAGUGAAUGUCGCUUGUGAGAGCUUAAUUUUCGGACUCUUGCUGCAAAUUUGUGGUCAACUCGAAAUCUUGGAGCAUCGACUGACGAAACUCGUACACGAUGAAGGCAUCAUAGGCGACUGCAUUCUUCAUCAUAAUCUUAUUUUUGAACCGAUUGAGAAACCUUCAUUUAAUCGCAGAUACGCGUACAAGGUGAAUAACAUGUUCGCAAAAAUAAUCGCUCUCCAGUUCGCAGUAAGCAUGUUGGUAGUGUGUUCGAAUUUGUAUCGACUAGCAAUGGUAACGGAUUAUGUGACAUUUAUUUCACUGACAACGUAUACGUGUGCCAUAUUAACACAGAUAUUUAUCUAUUGUUGGUUUGGAAACGAAGUCAAAAUAAAAAGUCUUCAUUUGGCAAAUAAAAUUUACAAUAUGGAAUGGUUGACGCUUAGUAAUAGCUGCAAAAAGGGUCUCCUAAUGAUUAUGAAGCGUGCAACGGUUCCUAUUGAAUUUAGUAGCGCAUAUGUUAUCACGAUGAAUCUUGAUUCGUUUGCAGCUUUGCUUAAGAUGUCAUACUCAGCCUUCAACUUGUUACAUCAAACGCAAGAAUAUUUCUAUAAUAAACGCAACAUAAGAGAGAUGAAGUUUACACUUCUACUCUGUACUCUCAGCGGAUGCUGGCUACCGCCUUCGUGGAUGUCGCUACCCAAACAUAGAAUGUACAGCAUUUAUAGAAUAUUAUUAAUUGUCAUUCUAUUCACAUUUACGAUAUCUCAAAUCAUGAAUGUUUUAUUGAAUAUUGAUAAAUUCGACGAAAUCAGCGACAGUAUAUACAUGAUGGUAUCGAUAUCCGUUGCGGCCUAUAAAAUAAUUGCCGUAUGGAUAAAUCAUAAAAAUAUCACGGAGAUAAUCACUAUAUUUGCGGAGAAACCUUUCGCAACAGUAGAAUCGAGCGAGGAAAUGAUUCAACAAAAAUAUAAUAAAGCGAUAAAGAAAUAUGCAUUAUGGUACGUGAUCCUUGUCGAAACAACAGUAGGGAUCAUGAUUGUAGGAUCUGCCUUCACAGACGGCGUGGAAAGGAAGUUGCCAUACAGAGUAUGGCUGCCGUAUGACUAUUCGCCACCUACUAUAUUCUAUCCCACAUACAUCCACCAACUAAUAGGCAUGACUAUUGCCGCAAAUAUAAACAUCGCCUGCGACAGCUUGAUAUCCGGGCUCUUACAGCAGAUCUGCUGCCAGAUUGAGAUUUUGCAGUAUCGGCUAACAAAAGUCUCGCAUGAUGGACAUGUGCUCAAUAACUGUGUACGUCACCACGACCGUAUAUAUAAAUACGCACAAACGGUGAAUAUGAACUUUACGAAGAUCAUUGCUCUUCAAUUCGUGGUGAGCAUGCUGGUGGUGUGUGCUAAUUUAUACAAAUUGGUGAUGGCAACGAUACUUGCGGACUUUAUUAUAUUGAUGUUGUACACAGCAUGCAUGCUGGCGCAGAUCUUCCUCUAUUGCUGGUUUGGAAACGAGCUCAAGUUAAAAAGUAAAUCGCUAUCAAACAGCAUAUACAACAUCACCUGGUAUACACUUGAUGACAGCAAAAAAAAGAGUCUUCUAUUAAUUAUGAAACGCUCUAUGAUUCCCAUCGAAUUUAAUAGCGUAGUCAUUAUCACGUUGAAUCUUGAUUCGUUUGUAUCUUUGCUUAAAGCAUCGUACUCGGUUUUUAAUGUAUUAAAACGCGCACAGUAGAAAUGUGAGUAAUAAAUAAAAAUUAUUACGGUUCAUAUCUAAUUAGCCAAUAUAUAAGGUUUGUUGAAAAA